UUAGAGCCUCACACAAUAGGGAAAGGAUCAUAGAUGUUAAGAUGGGGAUUAUCACUUAUCUAUGUAUCUACACCUGUCUGAUAACAGGUACCCUCUGCACACAAAAUUGUGGCAAAAUCGACCUGCUAUUCGUUUUUGACACAUCCUGCUUUCAUCGCAAUGAAUUCAAGGAAUUGAAAGCAAUGGCAAUGCAAAUUGUGAACAACAUCGAAAUCGGAGACGACAAAGUCCGGGUUGGGGCAAUGACAUUUGCCAGACGAAUCAGCGUUAACUUCCAUCUCAAUAGAUAUUCGUCGUGGCAGAGUGUGUCCAAUGCAAUACGAUGGAUCAGACCACAGUUCGGGCCCGACUACCUCCACAAGGCCAUCAGAAAAGUUAACAGAAACAUGCUUCGAGCCUCAUCCGGAGACCGCCCUGAUGCUCGGAAUAUAAUUAUAUUUGUCACAAAUGCACUUACGCGAUCAAGAAGUAGUUUGAUCAUAAAUGAUGUUGACUCGUUGAAGGGAAACGGCGAGACUGAAAUAUAUGUUCUGUGCUUUGGCCCCAAAGCCAACUACCAAAUACUUCGCUACAUUGCCUCAGACCCUGAUAGCCAGUAUAUGCUCUGCGACCCUUCAGCCUCCUUCCUUCAGUUCGUCACCCAAUUCAAGGAACUUCUUUGUCCCACUGGCUGUGGUAGCUGCAGUGAGUGCCAGAAUGGUGGGGUGUGUGUUGCUGGCGAGUGUCAGUGUGCGAAUGGCUUUCGUGGCGAUUGCUGUGACACACCCCUGUGUGGAACGUGUCUUGAGUGUGUCAACAACGGAACGUGCAUUAAUAAUGCAUGUGCCUGUCCCUGGUUUGUAACCGGCGUCUGUUGUGAAACAGAUGAACGGUGCCCGGUGAUGUAAACUCUUCCGAUCUGGAAAAGCCAGCUGUGGUGUGAUGUGGCACUUGCAUAGAUGCAAAUAAAUGCAAAAUAGCC
Molecule: messenger RNA, 961 nt
Organism: Haliotis rufescens (red abalone)
Lineage: Eukaryota; Metazoa; Mollusca; Gastropoda; Lepetellida; Haliotidae
Product: collagen alpha-6(VI) chain-like
Exons: 5
Coding region: 42-887 (281 amino acids)
Source: RefSeq, a predicted model, not a curated record